This is a messenger RNA of Nothoprocta perdicaria, 623 nucleotides long. Its product is annotated as cytochrome c, somatic-like. Gene Ontology annotation, molecular function: heme binding; electron transfer activity. The transcript has 3 exons. Bases 182 to 499 code for a protein of 105 amino acids. Gene Ontology annotation, biological process: mitochondrial electron transport, cytochrome c to oxygen; mitochondrial electron transport, ubiquinol to cytochrome c. Gene Ontology annotation, cellular component: mitochondrial intermembrane space. NCBI's taxonomy places the organism in Eukaryota, Metazoa, Chordata, Aves, Tinamiformes, Tinamidae. The record is from RefSeq and is a predicted model, not a curated record.
CGGGUGUUGAGCGGUCACGCGGGCGGCUCGUGAGCUCUGGGCCUGCGGAGCAAGAUGGGUGUUUUGUGAAAAACACCUAGAACCAACUUUUAUUUUAAAGUAGCUUAACUUUUAGUCUAUUUUUWAAAAAGUGGGCAUUGAAUAGUGCUGAACAACAAGGUAUUUUGUUGGUAAGGUCAAAAUGGGUGAUGUUGAAAAAGGAAAGAAGAUCUUCGUGCAGAAAUGCUCUCAGUGUCACACAGUUGAAAAAGGUGGAAAGCACAAGACAGGCCCAAAUCUUUGGGGUUUAUUUGGCCGCAAAACAGGACAAGCUGCAGGAUUUUCUUAUUCAGAUUCUAACAAGAACAAAGGUGUUACCUGGAAUGAAAGUACAUUAAUGGAAUACCUGGAAAACCCCAAGAAAUUCAUUCCUGGAACAAAAAUGAUAUUUGCUGGCAUUAAAAAGCAGAGUGAGAGGGCUGAUCUUGUUGCAUACUUGAAAAAAGCAACCACCUCCUGAAACAUUGCAGCAGCUGUAGUAUCAGUGAAAAAUGUUUUGAAGUUUGACUAUCUCAGGUUUUAGUAUUUUGAUGUUGAUUGUUAAUUAGGUACUGGCCUUAGCAAAAUAAAAGCGUGUUUUAAGA